AUAGGGUAUAAUAUCAUUUGAAAAAUGGCCUCUCUUUGGCUCGGCUCACCUCUUAUUUACAGAAAUGCCCCUUGCGGAGCAACGGAAAAUCGACGUCGUACUCCUCAGCGUUUCGUUUGCCCCGUCGUCGCCAAAACCACGUCCGCGGAGGCUGCCGUUGUUCGCCGGUCUGCGAACUAUCAGCCUUCUCAUUGGGACCAGAAUUGUAUCCACUUGCUCCAGAACGAAUAUGCCAUGCAAAGCAACUUCCAGGAGAGAGCUAAAUUGUUAAAGGAAGACGUGAGAAAGACGCUACAUGAAACCGAAGGUCCUCUCAAACAGCUCGAGCUCAUCGACACACUUCAAAGGCUUGGAGUCUCGCAUCAUUUCGAUCACGGAAUCGAAAAUAUUUUAAAGGAAAUCUACGCUGCGAGUCUCGAAAACGAAAGAAUGAGUAAGAAAACCGAAGAUUUACACACCACGGCGCUCCAAUUUCGCCUCCUUAGACAACACGGUUUUAACGUCUCAGAAGAUGCAGUGUUAUAUGAACGAGACGGGAGUUUCAGAGAAGUUGGCGCGUGAACACAUGACGGGAGUCAUCAGCGAUGCAUGGGACGUGAUGAACGACAGGAUAACGACGUGCAUGAGUUCUUCACACGAUCGACGUUUUCUCCGGUCGGCGCUUGAUUUGGGACGCAUGUCGCAAUGCAUUUAUCUGUACGGCGAUGGACAGGGUUGCCCUGACAAGGCCAACACCACCGAUCGUGUCCGGUCUUUGCUCUUCAACCCUGUUCCACUCGACUGACCAAUACCUUGAGAAAGCGACGGGAUCAUAUUGUAUCCCGCACGUGUUCAGUGUCAAGAUUUGCGGAAUAACGUGUUGUGCAUUA
Molecule: messenger RNA, 869 nt
Organism: Tarenaya hassleriana
Lineage: Eukaryota; Viridiplantae; Streptophyta; Magnoliopsida; Brassicales; Cleomaceae
Product: (E)-beta-ocimene synthase, chloroplastic-like
Exons: 3
Coding region: 25-561 (178 amino acids)
Molecular function (GO): terpene synthase activity
Source: RefSeq, a predicted model, not a curated record